AUGCACCACGACCCAUGCGCGCCUCUCCCGCCAGCCCGCUCGCAUCCCGCGCGCCCUGCGCGGGUCUCCAAUCUCUCCUCCGCGCUCCGCGCCGCUGCCCCCGCCACCGCUGAGUCGGCAGCUUUCGGUGCGGGAAGCGAGCCUGCAGGCGCAGGCGCGGCGGAAGCAGGUGGUAGCGCAGAGGUCGCGGAGGGAGGGUCGGGCGGGGGCGGGGGGGCGGGUCACGCGGGUCAAGGCGGAGUGGGCGGGUUUUCGGCGGAGUCGCAAGAUUUUUGGGUGGUGAAGCACGGGUGGGGUUUGCCUACGGGCGUGGCGCGGGGAUUAGGGUUUACGGCGGCGCAGGCGGAGGCGGCGGCGGCGACCGGCAGGGAGGUGGUGGCGCCGCGGGGCGCGGGCAAGAUGGCAGCUCCAGCGGCGAUGGCGCUGCAUUCCGCGGGGGCACACGGCGCGCCGCACAGCGCGCACACGCACGACGCGGCAGCGGCGGGGCUGACUAGCGGAGGCAGCGGCAGCGGUGGCGACGGGGAGUGGAGCGUGCUGAAGGAGUUCCGGCGGUGGCGCAAGGAGGAUCCGACGACGGCGGUGGCGGUGGCGGCGGUGAAGGCGCUGACGGCCGUGAUCGAGCGCAGCGAGGCGACGACGGUGAUGGGCCUCGAGGUGGAGCUGCGACGCGCGUGCGACGACCUCAAGCGCGAGAGCAGCGGGUGCAUAUCGCUGCGCGCGGCGUGCGACAUCUUCCUGUGCUUUGUGAGCCGCACGUCCGUGGAGGCGGACGACCUGCCCGCCGCCAGGGCGCGCCUCAUCGAGCGCGGCCAGCGCUUCAGCGGCAUCUCCCUCAACGCGCGGCGAACGAUAGCGAUGCUGGGGCAGGAGUUCAUCACGGACGGCUGUGUCAUCCUCACACACGGCUUCUCCCAGGUGGUGCUGGCUCUGCUGUCGGAGGCAGCUGCUCGCGGCAAGUUCUUCUCCGUCAUUGCCACCGAGGGCCGCAUGGAUGCAGCGGGGCAGCGCAUGGCAGCGCAGCUGCAGCGUGGUGGUGUCCCAGUGACCGUGGUGGUGGACGCAGCCAUGGGCGUGGCCAUGGAGCGGUGCGACAUGGUGCUGUGCGGUGCCGAGGGCGUGGUGGAGAGUGGCGGGGUGCUGUCGGCGGUGGGCGUGUUCCCCCUGGCCAUGGUGGCCAAGGCCAUGGGCAAGCCCUUCUAUGUCGCCGCUGAGAGCUACAAGUUUGCGCGCAUGUUUCCGCUGGAUCAGAACGACUGGGAGCAAGGCAUCAGCGCACCGCCCUCCGUCACUCGCCCUCCAACCUCCCUCUCUGCUGCUGCUGACUCAGCAGCAGCAGCAGGCGUGGUGGGGGCAGAAGCAGCGCCGGUGGGGCCGAAGAGGGAGUAUGCGCCACCGCACGUGCUGACGCUGCUGUUCACGGACCUGGGCGUGCUCACCCCCGCGGCUGUCAGUGACGAGCUCAUCCAGCUCUACCUUUAA
This is a messenger RNA of Closterium sp. Yama58-4, 1482 nucleotides long. The record is from the annotation of a GenBank genome assembly. NCBI's taxonomy places the organism in Eukaryota, Viridiplantae, Streptophyta, Zygnematophyceae, Desmidiales, Closteriaceae.